AUGGGCACAGGAUUAGAAGCUAUUGCUUCCUGCGUAACAUUGUCUGAUAUAGGUGAUAAAGUAGUGGAUCGUGAUGAGAAUGAGUUAUUGAGCAUGAAUGAAUGUGGUGAUGAGUGGAGUGAUGGGAAUAAGCUGACGGAUGAGGCGGUGGACCGACACCGCUCGGCUCGGCCGCGCGCGCGCUCGCCCGAGCGUGAGCAUGCGCCCGCCUCGGGUGAGCAACGUCCACACCAAGCGAGCGUACGGCGCAUGCCGCGCGCGGCGGACUUCGCCCGAGGCGGCUCGCUUGAUGUGGACCCGCCUAAUGAUGUAUUCAGUGGUAGUGCAAGAAAGGAUAAAAUCUUCGCUCUUAGAAAAAAAUUAGAUGAUUUUAUUGAAGAAGAUAAAAGACGUAGAGAUCGUAAUGUGUACAUUCUGGAACGCUUCGAAAAGAUUCGGUCAACGGUAGCACUUUUAAAAAGUAUUAACAAUAACAAUAUAACAAUGGAAAAUGAUAACAGUGUUAGCAAUUUAAUGACGAGAAACAAUGACCGCGUAUUAAUGCGUCAAGAUUUGCUGAAUUAUAGAGAGAACCGUGUUGAUGAUAGUUACAUAUUGAAAGAAAUAUCCAAAAAGUAUAUACUCAUACCAAGAAUUUAUCCAAUGAAUAGAUACCCUAUUAUAGAUAUUAAGCAAAGCGAGGACAUUGACUGGAGAAGUAAAUAUAAUAUUCUAGAUGAACUCAAGAAAAAGGAAAGGGAGGAAGUCCCGGAAAGAGACACGACAGAACAUUUUAUGCAAAAAGCCUCCGAGUUAUGUAAUAAUAAUAACACAAGCAAAAGUAACGGAAUAAUUAGCAAACAACAAGACAAAGAAAGUCAAAACAUUUUGAUAACAAAUGAAAACAAUUCUAGUAAAGUUGAUACCCGAGCCGAACACACUAGUUCAUUACUCAAUAAUAAUAAUUGGGAAUCUGAUAGCAAAGUAGAUGAAGAUUCAAAUAUACAAAACGAUUUUAAGCCCGUCCAUGAAAAUUUAAAUAUUUUGAAUGUCAAUAAAGAUAAUGAAUACAUUACAAACGAACAAAUUGAUAUGAGUUCAAAACAGCCUGAACCGAACUAUUCUGAUAGUAAUCAAGAUAACUCUUCUAAAAUUCUUAAAAAGCAAGAAAUAUCUAAAAACAAUUAUGACAUAAAUACAAAAAAUCCUAACGAGAUAGAGCACACGAAAGGAUCACAUUCAAAUAAAGAAAAAUAUGACGACAUUAAUUUUGUGGACAGUAAUAACGAAACAUCAGAGAUUCCAAUAAACAAUUUAAAAGAAAGUGCUAUAGAUGAAACUACUUUAGGUACCACAAACCAACAAGAAUCGUUUCAUACGGAGAACAUUGGUCAACAUGUGGAGAACAAUCAGGUCCAUCAAGAAGAUACUUCGGAGACUUAUGCAAAUGAAAUCAAUAACGUAGCUGACCAAUAUAAUGUAUACUACGAAGAACCACAAUCGCAACAAGAACAGCUUGAAACAUGUAAUAAUGUGAACGACGAAAGUCAAGAAUUAGUAGAUCCAAAUCACUACGAACAAAAUUAUGAAAAUUCGCAUGAAAACGAUAACCAUUCCCAGAAUUACGAAAACUAUGAAGCAUAUAACAAUUAUCCUGUUGAGAAUCAAAAUUAUGAAUACAAUAACGUAGAUCAAAAUCCCGAGUAUAACAAUUCCAACAAUAAUUUUAUACCAGAUUCUACACAAGAAAUAAUUACUAAGAAAUUCAGUGAAAAUCAACAAAAUUAUGAUACGCGUGAAAGUAGUGUGGAAAUGGUCCAAAAUCAGCAAAUUUAUGAUCAGCAAAAUUAUGUUGAUCCAAGUCAUGCUGAAAUUCAACAACUUUAUACUGACAAUAAUGAAAUGAUACCAGAAAAUAAUAUUAGUAAAGAUGUUCAAGAAGGAAUAAAUCCAGAACAAACAUAUGACUUGCAAGAUGAAUAUAACGCACAAAAUCAGGGCGAAACUGAACAGCAAUUUGAAGUGGGUCAUUAUUCGGGUGCUGAAAACGAAAGUGAUAACUUACACCAAGAUUACAAUAACGAAAAUCUCAACGAAAUUUAUCACGAUAAUCAAGGUAUUCAGGAAGCAUAUGAUUAUUCUGCUCAGGGGCAAGAAAUUCAACAGCAUAAUGGUUUAGCAUAUAGUGGACAAAACCAGAGUGACUUUGUACAUUAUGAUGAUGGUAGUGGUUUAAAUGCCCAAAAUGAAUUUAACAAUUUACAAGAAAAUUAUGUUGACCAAAACAUUCACGAAAUGUAUCAAGAAGGAAACUUGCAACAACACAAUGUUCAAGAUAAUGAGCAAUAUGAUUACAACUCACAAAGUAAUGAAAUUCAACAUAAUGAUGUAAAUGAUUCACAAAUAGCUCAAGAGAAUAAUUAUGUAGAAAGCUAA
Messenger RNA from Aricia agestis (brown argus), 2415 nucleotides. RefSeq names its product GATA zinc finger domain-containing protein 14-like. The coding region runs from base 1 to 2415 and encodes 804 amino acids. NCBI's taxonomy places the organism in Eukaryota, Metazoa, Arthropoda, Insecta, Lepidoptera, Lycaenidae. The record is from RefSeq and is a predicted model, not a curated record. The transcript has 4 exons.